AUGGAAGUUGCUCAAGCCGACUAUACAUUAGGCCUCUUGAGAGAAGCCGCAGGAUUUAGCGAGACAAUGGUUCUGUCACCAUUUUCGAUCACUUCUGCAUUUGCUGUUGCGUGCCUUGGAGCUGACGGAAAUACCAAAAAGGAGAUUCAUGACUUAUUUGCAAAAGGGUGUAGUGAAGACGAGUUUCACAGUUAUGUUUCACAGAACGUUAAGGAUAUUGCUAACGGAUCAGAAACCUACACAUUGUCCACUGCAAAUCGUCUGUUCCAUGACAGAGCUUUCAAAAUAGAAGAAGAUUACUUGAAGACUGUUGGUACCAAAUAUUUCGGACAGUUGGAACCAGCUGACUUCUCUAAUUCGGAAAAAACAGCAGCAGUUGAGAUGAUGCACAAAAUUGAUAGUUUCGAUUAUUAUUCUGAUGACAGUGUACAAGUUCUUGGGAUUCCGUACGAAGGCAAUGAAGUAAAAAUGUUAAUUUUUCUGCCUGUCGAAAAGUUUGGUCUUACGAAGUUUCUGACAAAUAUUGAUGGCAAGAAACUGCUGCAGUACAUGAUGAGGACGAGCCGAACGAAAGUUGAGGUCGGAAUGCCUAAAUUUUGUUUGGAAAUACAGUUUGAACUUUCUGGAGUAUUAGGUAGAAUGGGUCUUUCUGAGGCUUUUUCUGAUAGUGCCAACUUCAGAAAGAUGAGCGCGCAAUCUCUCUUUAUAUCCACUGUUCUACAUAAAGCUUUUAUAGAGGUUAAUGAAGAGGGAACAGAAGCCGCAGCCGCGACUGCGAUUGCAGUCUCAACAACUUCGUUGCACUUUGAACGGCCGACACCUACGUUUACUGCUGACCAUCCUUUUAUGUUUGUCAUUGCUAAGGGUAAUACUCUGCUGUUUGCUGGCAAAUAUUAUUAG
This is a messenger RNA of Enterobius vermicularis (human pinworm), 900 nucleotides long. NCBI's taxonomy places the organism in Eukaryota, Metazoa, Nematoda, Chromadorea, Rhabditida, Oxyuridae. The record is from the annotation of a GenBank genome assembly.